UCCAGGGCGGCCCGCUCAUUCCCCGUCUCUCCCAAACCGCAGUCAGCAUGAAAGCCUUCAGUCCGGUGAGGUCCGUUAGGAAAAACAGCCUGUCGGACCACAGCCUGGGCAUCUCCCGGAGCAAAACCCCGGUGGACGACCCGAUGAGCCUGCUUUACAACAUGAACGACUGCUACUCCAAGCUCAAGGAGCUGGUGCCCAGCAUCCCCCAGAACAAGAAGGUGAGCAAGAUGGAAAUCCUGCAGCACGUCAUCGACUACAUCCUGGACCUGCAGAUCGCCCUGGACUCGCACCCCACUAUUGUUAGCCUGCACCAUCAGAGACCCGGGCAGAACCAGGCGUCCAGGACGCCGCUGACCACCCUGAACACGGACAUCAGCAUCCUGUCCUUGCAGGCUUCUGAAUUCCCUUCUGAGUUAAUGUCAAAUGACAGCAAAGCACUUUGUGGCUGAGUAAAUGGUGUUCAUGACUUUUUUUUUUUUUCUUCUUCUUUGCACAACAACAACAGCAACCACAAAUCCAUAGGAUCUUUUAAGGCGCUAUUUUUUCAUCCAUUUCACAGGGAGGACAACAAGUUGAAUGGACCUUUUUAAAAAGAAAAAAGAUGGAAGGAAAACUAAUAAUGAUCAGCUCCCAGGGUGUUCUCUGACCUGGACUGUGAUAUACGUUAUUUAUGAAAAAGACUUUUAAAAUGCCCUUUCUGCAGUUGGAAGGUUUUCUUUAUAUACUAUUCCCACCAUGGGGAGCGAAAACGUUAAAAUCACAAGGAAUUGCCCAAUCUAAGCAGACUUUGCCUUUUGUCAAAGGUGGAGCGUGAAUACCUGAAGGAUCCAGUGUUCAGUUACUUAAAUGAAGUCUUUUGGUCAGAAAUUACCUUUUUGACGCAAGCCUACUGAAUGCUGUGUAUAUAUUUAUAUAUAAAUUUAUAUAUAUAUAUUGAGUGAAAC
Molecule: messenger RNA, 947 nt
Organism: Cynocephalus volans (Philippine flying lemur)
Lineage: Eukaryota; Metazoa; Chordata; Mammalia; Dermoptera; Cynocephalidae
Gene: ID2
Product: inhibitor of DNA binding 2
Exons: 3
Coding region: 48-452 (134 amino acids)
Biological process (GO): cell differentiation; circadian regulation of gene expression; negative regulation of transcription by RNA polymerase II
Cellular component (GO): nucleus; cytoplasm
Molecular function (GO): protein dimerization activity; transcription regulator activity
Source: RefSeq, a predicted model, not a curated record